CUGAGGUCUUAGAAAAGCCUCCAUGCAAUGUUCACAUAGCGAGUGGCGAAAGAAACACGUGGUCGUUGUUUCACGACUUUUUUGUCGUAAGAUCCCAGGAUCACGUUACGCACAAGCGUUUUGAGCUGUUCACCUAGCAGACAUGGAGAAACCAAAGAACUAUUAUGUUCUGAAAGAGACAGAGCCACCCUCAAAGAAGGCUCUUUAUAUCGCUGUAGCCGUUGCUGUUGUGUUAUUCCUGGUGGGAUUAAUUCUUAUCGUGGUUGGUGGAGUUUUAACCUCCAAAUCUAAGAAGGAAUGUGUAACUCCUUCUGAAGCACCCAUGGUGAAACCUUCGACUUCGACUUGCAAGUAUUCCGCCGAAGCUAAGCGCGUGGGAUUGGACGAAUUCCUUCUUAAAGUGAAAACUACCUAUUACAAGAUGAAUCCCAACAACGUGGUUUACGAUCCUGAUUCGACGCCGACGACCAUUCGCGAGGAUUUCAGCCCGUACGAAGCUCAUCCGGAGGCCAUUCGAAAAUGGACAGAUGCGGCCAAAGCACUUUAUAAAGAGGCUAAGGCGCUCGACACAAAGGCAGACAGCGCUAAGAUGAAGCCACGUGAAAUCAAAGCAAUCGCGCAAGUAAAGCAUUACCUCCAAAGUAACUUCGGCGCGCCCUACGACGAGAACUAUUACGCCGGAGAUUGGAUGCUUGGUCCUAAUAAAUUCUGUUGGCAGCCCAUCUGCAGCGUGGGGAACGACCUCAAGGCUCAUUUCACGUAUAAGCAAUGGGGUAUACGACCCAAGACGAAGAGAGACUUGACAUUUGUCGUCGAACAUCUGAAAAAGCUUCAUGAUUCCUUGGUGCAAUACAUCGAAAAUGUUAAGUACGGAGUACGAGCAGGAUUUGUUCGAUCAGAGGAGGACUGUCAAGACGGCCUAUAUUCCAUUAAACGCGCCUAUCUGAAAGUGUCACAACAGGGCCCUCGGGGAGUUCUGAACGAAUCGUAUACGAAAGAGAUGCUUGAUCCAAAAUGGCUGGCUGACCUCCCAAAAGAUGUAUCUGAUGCAUGGGAAAAGGAACACAAAGAAUCUGUCAAGACGUACGUAAAUGAAGCUCUUGUCGAGUAUGUGGGGAAACCACUGGACAGCUUGCUGAAAUACUUGGAGUUCGAACAUUCUCAAUACUGCGUCCCCAGUAACAUUUCUAGCGGUCUCGCUACGCUACCACUGUCAUAUAUUUACAUAAACGGUAAUAACACCGGGACACAAACCACUGGUAAACUCCCAAAUGGUGACCCGCUGGACGGAAAGAAAGCCUAUGAAAUGAUAUUACCUUACUUCACCACGAGUAUGGAGAUGACACCUGACAAAGUUUACAAACUAGGGCAGACGAUGCUGGAUAAGCUUUAUCCGCGAGCAGUGCAAAUAGCAAAGGAAAUAACAGGGCAGCAGGACGAAAACCAGGCAGUAGCAGCAUUUAAAAAACGUUUGGAAGAACAGAGUAUGUUUUUCAAUGACGAGAAAAUUCCUGAAAACGAGAGUAACAAGGAUGCAUUCGAGAAGUGUACCAGUAUGGAGCAGGCCAAAAUAUACUGUCCUAAGAGAUACAAAGCAAUGUUGACCUGGUUUGACUAUGUUAACACUGUUUUAAGUGAUCUUGCCCCGAAAACCAAUCACAUGUUUCAUUUCACUGGUAAACACCAGAGCACACCCAACUGUCCAGUCAAGCUGGUAGCGAAUUUUAACCCAGGCACUGGCUCCCAGAGCUAUAGAUCCAGCGAUAGAGACUGUACCAGAAAUGCACUGUACCGGUUACCGUUCUAUUUGAAAGACAUGGGACCAAGAUACAAUGCCAUAUCCGUGGGUGCUCACGAGGCGAGGCCUGGACACCAUACGCAGGUCCAGGGUUUCACAGAAUUGUUCGGGGACAGCUGUGAAGGCGUGAUACGCUGGUUGAAUGCCGCUUCCUACUAUACCGCGUUUACGGAGGGCUGGGCACUAUAUGCUGAGAAUCCGCUCAUCGCCGAAGAAACAGACACUUACAAAAACAACCCGCUGCAGUUGUAUGGCAUGCUUAAGUGGCAGAUAUGGCGGGCAUUGCGCUUGAUGAUGGACACUGGCCUUCAUUACAAAGGAAUGAAAAGGUGGGAAGCGCUGAAACUCUUCGCUGACUAUGCCUGGGACAAAACUGACAAGGCUGUCAAAGACGUGACGCGCUAUCAAAGCGACCCCGGCCAGGCAACCGCUUAUAUGAUUGGCCAGUUAAGGAUUUGGCAAGUACGAAAUGAAACUAAGGAUACCAUCGAAGAAGGUAAAAAGAAAUUCAGCGAAAAGGACUUCCAUUACCAGGUUCUUUCCCAAGGAUCCUCGCCACUAAGCUACUUGGAAAGACACCUAUCAAAGUACGCUGAGUGUGUUGUCAAACCUGACUUGGAUGGCUGUGAAUACAUCAUAAGCAGCCCUUCCAGAGCUGGCGCCUCUACCAAAGAUGCCUCUACUAAGCGACCCAAGAAGCCAUUUCAACCGCGACCUUAUCAUGAACACCAUGAAUAGUUGCACUAGAAUAACCCCUCUGUGUUGGAGAAUAUAUACAAAAAGUUGUAUUAGUUUUUUAAAUGAUAUCAGUUUUUCUUUAUAAAUGGCUUAGUAGCUAUAAUUGCAAUAAUGGCUUUUUCAUUGACGGAAAUUGAAGAUUCUUCAUGACGAAAAAUAAUCAAAAUAGUAAGAAAGUACCUUAUACAGAAUAGUUUGUAUCAAAAAUCUAAAAUUAGUGGAUCCACUGUUAUCAGUCAAAAAAGUAAUAAAGUAGCUUAUAAUUAUAAAUAGCUCGUAUUGAAAUUCUAAAAUCAGUGGAUCCAGCCUUAUAUACUCACUGUAAUUGUCUUCAUUUGAACAUUUUUGUAUGGCCAGAGAUGCCGUCAAUUUAGCUGCUCCAUUCCAAAAAUUAACUGCAUUUUUUUUUUGGUUUGUUUGUCUGUUUUUUUUUUUAAUUUUAAUGUUGAACUUUCGCAUGAAACAGCAAGAAAGAUGUCAGUCAGUCUUUCAAAUAAAUGCUCCCUAUAUACUGAGCUACAAUAAAUUUUCUGUGUAGUUUAACAUUUA
Stylophora pistillata is the source of this 3085-nucleotide messenger RNA. RefSeq lists its product as uncharacterized. NCBI's taxonomy places the organism in Eukaryota, Metazoa, Cnidaria, Anthozoa, Scleractinia, Pocilloporidae. The record is from RefSeq and is a predicted model, not a curated record.